Molecule: messenger RNA, 6960 nt
Organism: Neolamprologus brichardi
Lineage: Eukaryota; Metazoa; Chordata; Actinopteri; Cichliformes; Cichlidae
Gene: eif4g1a
Product: eukaryotic translation initiation factor 4 gamma, 1a
Cellular component (GO): eukaryotic translation initiation factor 4F complex
Molecular function (GO): translation initiation factor activity; protein binding; mRNA binding
Source: RefSeq, a predicted model, not a curated record
AGUUACCCAUGCGACUCGGAGGCGUACCGGCUUCGCACAGGAGAAACAUCGCACUAUGGCCUCUCUCUGAGCCGCAUCACACGAUACUUGUGUAUAUACCUAACCGGCAAUCCAUCACCAUCGACGCCUUGAUCAUGGACCUGCGGUCCAGAGGCUUUUCUUGGGGCCAUCGGAGUUGUCAAUAGUAUUCCCGAAGGACUAUAUUAUUUGAUUUUGAGCACUGUCACUUUUACACGCCUGGGGGUUUAAACCGAAGUGACAGUUUAGCACUCUCCCCCAUCUGCCGGUUAGCUAACUAGCUCGCUAAGUCAUUAGCCAAGAAGGGCAUCAUUUUUCUGUUGGAGUUAAAGGACAAGGAAACUGCAACACCACCGCUUUGAUUAACAGAAGACUGAGCCGAGGCUGAUUCCCCGAGUUCCUACCUUGCAACAAAGUAACUGUUAUAAUUCCUGGAAGGCUGGCACCACAUCGCCACCCUAAUGCAGUACCAUAAAAGAACGUGAAAUGAACAAACCACCACAGCCUAUAGCGGGACCCACUUCUGUCCCCAAUCCUGCCCCUUCCCCUGGAUUGACACAGGCUGCCUACGGCCCUGGACAGCCACCUUCUCUUGUUUUUGCAACCCCUCCACCUCCACAAAUGAACUCUGCACCACAGCCAAGACAGUUUGCUACUGGGCCCCGUACUUUACAUCAACAGGGUGGAUACAGAGCAUUACAGAGCUACUAUCAGAACCGACCCGCCAUGGCCACCAGUGCUCCAAGGGUACCGGGAAAUAGUGGCCCUCGAGCUGUUGCACCAGCUCAUGUCUACCCACCCGGCUCACAAAUGAUGAUGAUAUCCCAACCUUUUGCUGGCUCUCCUCAAGGCUUCUUCAUUCCCUCUGGACAGUACCGAGCUCCAUACAUGCCUCCUACCCAGCAGUAUCCCGUGACCAGCGGCACAGCAAACUUCUAUACCGGAACUAGCCCUGCUGAAUACCCUCCUUAUGAGCCCUCUCUUGCCGCGAGGGAGAGGCGGGGUGGCGGGGGGAGAGGGGGCGGGCGAGAGAACGGCCGUCUCUCUCUCCACGGUGCGCCUCUCGCCUCCCAGCGCUACCCCGCUGGAGCAUACUAUCCAACUCCGCCUCAGUAUCCCCCAUCUGUCCAGCCUUCAGCGGUCAUGCUGUCCACCCAGCAACAGCUACAAGUCCCGCCUCCUCAGCAAGCCCCUGCACAGUCACAAGGCCUAAUGAAGAGAGAACGCAGACCGGUAAUAACAAUACGAGACCCCAACCAGGGUGGACGCGAUAUCACGCACGAGAUCCUGUCGGGUGUAAUGUCCUCCACCACACCAACACCACAGGCACCGGAUGCAAGUCCUGCACAGGUCAAUGGGGAAAUUUCCCAGCCUGUGAUUGCACAGACGAGAAGAGAUGAUAACACAGAGCGUCCUACUAGUUCUGAAACCCCUCCUUCUCUUGCUGCGGCAAAUGCUGAGCCUGUGUUGGAGAGCAAACAGGAAGUGGACAGCCAAAUAGUGCUGCCUACUGAGUUAGCUGCACAAUCUGUAGCCCCCGUAGCUACUACUGAGGUGCCAUCCACACUGAUAAAGGACCAGCAGUCUCCUCCUUCCCUUCCUCCAGGAGCAACGUUGACCACUACUCCUGCUGAGGCAGUAAAUAAAGUUGGCACUACCGUUUCUGAUACAGUAGAUGCUCCUCUUGCAACCUCACAGUCUUCAGAAGCACCAGAAGCCCCUGUGAAAAUAGAGGAACUACCGGCUGCUCCAGCUCAAGCUGAGAAGGCUCCAGAAAAGGAAGAAGCAAAAACAGAGGAAGUGAAGAAACUGGAAAAAGAAGAGCAGGUGGCCACCACGAAGUUGGAGCCUGCAGCUGAGGCUGCAGCAACAGGUUCUUCCAAUCUUGAAGAAGAAAGAAAGAAUAAAGAAGAAAUGGCUACAAAAACGGCAACUGAAGUCUCCCAGCCUCCCCCACCUGCACGGGAGCCUGCUGGUACACAGACCCAGAACGCCGUUCUGUGCUCUACCCCCGAACCUGAAUCCACACAAGUUGAGGCAGCAGAGCCUGUUCUCCCCAACGGCCUUCCUCAGGAGACCGAAGAACUGCCCAAGGAUAAUGCAAUUUCAGACACUACGCCCCACAAACAGCCAGACGCUUCUCAAUCUCAGGAAUCCACACCUAUGGCUAAAACGGCAACAGCAGCCCAGGAGGUGAAAGAGGAGGCUGAAGAGAAGGAGGAGGAGGAAGAGUGCAAGAAGAAAAGUGAGGAUACCCCUCCUGCCUCUGUUAGCUGCCCAGAAGAAUCUACUAUGCAAGCUGCUACGCAUGUGCAAAGGAAGAAAAAGAACAUGAAAGAGUUUAACAAGAAGGAGGCCAUUGGUAAUCUCCUGGAUGCCUUCACAGAGGAACAGGGUGCCAAGCCUGCCUCUGAACCCAUGCCCACUCAGGCCAACCCUCCAGCACCAGCUGAACUUCCUGUCGAAGUGGCAGAUGAGACCUGGGAGCAAAAAGAGGACAAGCAGAAUGCAGAACCUGACAAGUCUAAAGGCACACCUGAGCCAACUGAGCAGAAAUACCAGUACAAACAAGAAGAAUGGAAGCCGAUAAACCCGGAGGACAAGAAGCGGUACGACAGGGAGUUCCUCCUGCGCUGCCAGUUCAUCAGCGCCAGUAUGCACAAGCCUGAGGGCCUGCCUAUCAUCAGUGAUGUGGUGCUGGAUAAGGUGAACAAGACUCCACUACGACCUGCUGACCCAUCUCGCCUGAUGAACACUGGUCCUGAUUUUACUCCCUCAUAUUUAGGGAACCUUGGGAGCAGAUCAGUGGGAGGACCUCGUGGCCCGCCAUCUGGGCCCCGUCGCUCUCAAACCAAAAAAAUUAUCACCAGCAUGUCGCUAAAUGAUGACGUGCAGCUCAGCAAGGCUGAGAAGGCCUGGAAGCCCUCUGUGAAAAAGGCCACUCGUACCCGUGUUGAUGAGCCUGAAGAGGAAGACCCAGAACAGGCCAAGACUCAAGAGCUGUUCAAGCGUCUGCGGAGCAUCCUCAACAAGCUGACGCCACAGAAGUUUCAGGAGCUGAUGAAACAAGUGACAGAGCUGACGAUAGACACUGAGGAGAGGCUGAAGGGAGCCAUCGACCUCAUCUUUGAGAAGGCCAUCUCAGAGCCCAACUUCUCUGUGGCCUACGCCAACAUGUGCCGCUGCCUUAUGGGGCUGAAAGUCCCCACUUCAGACAAGCCAGGAGUUUUUGUGAACUUCCGCAAACUGCUGCUCAACCGCUGCCAGAAAGAGUUUGAGAAGGACCAGGAUGAUGAUGAGAUCUUUGAGAAAAAGCAAAAGGAAUUGGAGGCUGCCAAAGACGGUGAGGAGCGUGAGCGCUUCAGGGUAGAGCUGGAGGAGGCCAGAGAUAAAGCUCGACGCCGCUCACUGGGCAACAUAAAGUUCAUUGGUGAACUGUUUAAGCUUAAGAUGCUGACAGAGCCAAUCAUGCACGACUGUGUCGUGAAACUACUUAAGAAUCACGAUGAGGAGUCUCUCGAGUGUCUCUGCAGACUGCUGUCCACUAUUGGUAAAGACCUGGACUUUGAGAAGGCAAAGCCUCGCAUGGAUCAGUAUUUUAAUCAGAUGGACAAGAUUAUUAAAGAGAGAAAGACUUCAUCAAGAAUCCGCUUCAUGCUGCAAGAUGUUUUGGACCUCAGAAGGAAUAACUGGGUGCCUCGUAGAGGAGACCAGGGUCCUAAGACAAUUGAUCAGAUUCACAAGGAAGCAGAGAUGGAGGAGCACAGGGAACAGAUGAAAGUCCAGCAGCAGCUCCUGUCCAAGAAGGAAAGCAGAGACAGGUUCACGGGAAACAUGGGCAGCCGAGGCCCUCACACACCAGGAGGUGGCCGGACCAGCCAGCCUCAGGAUGAGGGGUGGAACACAGUCCCCAUCUCCAAGAACAGACCCAUCGACACCACCCGCCUAAGCAAGAUCACAAAGCCUGGUGCUAUGGAUUUCAACAACCAGCUGUUGGCUCCGGGUGGCAAAGGCAUGUGGGGCAGCUGGGGAAAAGGCAGCAGCGGAGGAACUGGAGCUAAACCAGCGAGUGGAGACCAGGACUCUGGGCGUCCAGGUACCAGCACUCUCAACCGCUUCUCUGCCCUACAGUCUGGGUCAUUGAUGUCUUCAACAGACUCUGAUCGCAGAGUUCCUCAAAGGUCGAGUUCGAGCCGCGAACGUGGGAGCAACAGGGACAGGAGCGACCGCAACAGGGAUCGAUUUGACAGAUUUGAUCGCAGCGAAGGACGGGAAGUGAACCAAGUCACCAAGAGAAGCUUCAGCAGAGAGUCGCAAGAGCGCGGCGGGAGGGGAGGAGAUGGCAGAUCUUCGACUGAAUCUGUGCGCCGCGUCGCCAGCAUGACAGACAGUCGGGACAGAGGAAGCAGGGAUCGGGGAAGCAGAGACCGAGGAAGCAGAGAUAGAGGAAGUCGGGACAAGGGUAGUGACUUCGUCCCAGUUAAGCGUGAGAGCGCUCCCACUCCUCCUCCAUCUCUCCCUAAACCUGCUAUGACUGAAGAGGAAGUGGAGAAGAAGUCGCAUGCCAUCAUUGAAGAAUACCUCCACAUCAAUGAUGUCAAGGAGGCAUUGCAGUGUGUGGUGGAGCUCAAUAGCACAUCACUGCUGUACGUGUUCGUGCGGAACGGCUUGGAGUCGACGCUUGAACGAAGCACCAUCGCUCGGGAACACAUGGGCCUGUUGCUGCACCAGCUUGUAAAGGCAGGGACUUUGCCCACGCAGCAGUACUACAAAGGGCUACUAGAGAUUCUGGAGGUAGCAGAAGACAUGGCCAUAGAUAUACCUCACAUCUGGCUCUACCUGGCUGAGCUUAUUACUCCUAUGCUCCACGAGGGAGGCAUCCCUAUGGGACAGCUGUUCAGGGAGAUCUCAAAGCCUCUUGUGCCUCUGGGGAAGGCCAGCGUGCUGCUGGUACAGAUCCUCAAGUUGCUUUGUAAAGAAAAGACCCCCAAGAAGGUCGGAGCUUUGUGGACAGAGGCUGGGCUAAAUUGGAACGACUUCUUGCCCAAAGAUGAAGACGUCAACAAGUUUGUCACCGAUCAGAAAGUGGAGUUCACCGUGGGAGAGGAGAUGGAGCCCAAAGAGGCCAGUAAGAAGAAGGUCCUCAGCGGAGAGGAGAUCAGCAAACAGCUGGACAGACUCCUCCAGGACAAGGCCAACAAUCAACGCAUCAGAGACUGGAUCGAGGCUAACUUGGACGAGCAGCAGACUGCUUCGAACCAGUUUGUACGAGCAUUGAUGACAUCAGUGUGCCAGUCUGCUAUCAUAUGUGACAACCCGUACAAGGUGGAUGCACAGCAGAUCGGCCAGAGAGCCUCUCUGCUGCAGAGAUACCUGUACGACGAGCAGAAAGAGCUGCAGGCCCUGUACGCCCUCCAGGCUCUGAUGGUGCACAUGGAGCAGCCUGCUCACCUGCUGCGGAUGUUCUUCGACGCCUUGUAUGAUGAGGACGUCAUUAAAGAGGAGGCCUUCUACGAAUGGGAAUCCAGCAAAGACCCGGCAGAGCAGACAGGCAAAGGCGUGGCCUUGAAGUCGGUCACUGGCUUCUUCACCUGGCUCCGCGAGGCCGAAGAGGAAUCUGACAAGGACUAAAAUACUGAACUAAAAGCUGCCGCCAGAGCUCUGCAGGCGACCACGGAGAGUCAUGGACAGUAUUGCCAGAGAGGCAGACUCGAAUCAAUCCUCAAUGAGGAUAAAUCUUUAUUGUGUUCCUUUUUUUUUUCUUCUUUUUUUGGAGGGAUGGACUCUGAAAAACAAUCAUUUCUUUUCUACCUUCCCUCUCCUGCUUCCUCAUUAUUUCUCCACCUGCUUGUCACAGCAAGUGUCCUCAUCAAAGCAAACUUGAAAAUGCAGGUUUCAGCAGGAUUACUCAUUAGCGAAGUGUGAAGUAUCCCACAUCACUACGAAACUUUCUAUGUCAAAGUAAAGCAAACCAAUGGGCUGCUCUUUCACCCCUCUAGACGAUUCUAAUGACAAACAACCUUUCUGAUCUACAAGAGGAAACAGCAGGGCGUGAAGUGUAGUGGGUGGGUGGGUGGGUUGGUGGAGGGGGGUUUAUCAACAUGCCAUAACAUUUGUUCAGUCCCGACACGGCUCUUAUGUCCUUGUCCUUUUCCGGAGUGUGCAGCAUGACUGAAGUGUGUUCCUAUUAACGAUCCAGUGGACAAAACGUUACAGUGUACAUGAACUAAUCUUAAUUUGACGGAGUUUUUAAAGCAAAGGUUGUCUAUUUUCUCUCGUUUCCUAUCAUGAUAAACUAGCAGAGGACAGAAACACAGAGGGCUGAUGUUGACCUUUGACCUUGACUACUAGGGGGUGGUCUUAAUGCUUCCUCUUUAAAGCCAUUCUCUCCCAUCCCCCAGUAGUGAACCACACUGACUGACUCUUCAUCUUUUACCUCUUCUGUACUUAAACCUGAGCUGUUGUAGAGGACACUUAACGACCCAAUCACCGUUAAAACUUGAAAUCUACAGAAAAUUGACUUGAUAAAAUAUAUAAAGUUUAAAAAAAAAAAAAAAAAAAAAGACAGAAAUGAUCCGAAAGCCUUUUCUACUUUAAGUGGAAACUAGUUUCAGGAUUUCAGGAGCGUUCUGUAAAUAUAUAAUAAUAAUAAUAAUAAUGAUGAUGAUAAUAAACUUUUUCAGUUUUAUUUUUCAGAAACAAAUUGCUGAUGUAAUUGCAGUGUCUCCUUAUCCAGCAGAAACCGCAGUUGUCCGGAUGCAGAGAGGUGCUUUAGAUAAUCCAUUGAUUAUUAGUUUUAUUUGAAUUUUGUAAAUAUUUUCUUUCCUUUUUUUUUUCUUUUUUUUCCGCUUUCGUUAUUUAAAAAAAAAUUAUUGCUUCUUUUGCAUCGGAAACUGGAAAGGUAAUGGAACAUUGCAAAUAAAGGACUUAUUAAGUUGCUGA